AUGAUCUCGUUCAAAGAUGUACUGGGCACGCACGAGAUCAAAACAAUGCGGUUCGCCAAAGCAAUUGUGGCAGAAGCUCUGGGCACUUGCAUGCUGGUGAUCGUUGGGUGUGGGGCCGCGUCCACUCUGGGGUCAAAAGACGGGUCGGAUCUGGCUGUCUCAAUGUCUUUUGGUCUGGCGGUGUCGAUGGGGAUCUGGUUGUUCGGCCACAUCAGUGGAGGCCACAUCAAUCCUAGUGUGUCUAUUGGAUUCUUGGUGACCGGCCACAUCAGUGUUCUAAAGUGCGUCUGCUAUCUAAUAGGCCAGAUUGCGGGCAGCAUUGCUGGAGCAACCAUUUUGUGGCUGAUCCUGCCGCUUUCAUUGGGAAGCAGCUAUGGCAGUCCCUCCUUGGCUGAAGGAGUAGCCGACUGGCAGGGCGUAAUCAUCGAGAUGUUUGCGGCCUUCAGUUUGGUGAUGACCGUCUUCGCCAGCUGUGACAGACUACGGACAGACCACAGCGGUUCCAUCGCCCUGGCUAUCGGCUUCUGUGUUACUGCCCAGAUAACAUGGAUGGGCUCGCUUACAGGAGGCAGCCUGAAUCCGGCAAGAGCCUUAGGUCCAACCAUCUUCGCAGGCAAAUGGGACAAUCAUUGGGUGUACUGGACCGGUCCAAUCGCAGGGGGCAUCCUGGCUGCGGUCAUGUACGAGCGAAUCUUCGCGGAGAAAACCCGAGAAACAGACAAGGAGAUGCGCCACGUCCAGUACAACAACUGUGACAUCCAAUCCAACGGUUUCCUGGACUACGUCAUCGAGAUCGACGCACCGGCUAGCAGCGAACCGGAGAACAAGCCCCCAGCGUACCACACCAAGAACAAUAACACUAUUGAAGUUAUCAAUCUGGAAGAACGGUUGGACAAGGAACACAAUUUACCCAAAGCUAAUAUCUCUCUCGAUUCUUUCAAACACAUUUCAACCAUUGAGGACAUGUGUAUUUGUGUCGAAGAAGAAGACAAACCACAAGACGACAGCAAUAAAGAGGAUACUAGUAAUUUGUGA
Candidula unifasciata is the source of this 1035-nucleotide messenger RNA. The record is from the annotation of a GenBank genome assembly. Lineage: Eukaryota; Metazoa; Mollusca; Gastropoda; Stylommatophora; Geomitridae.